This is a messenger RNA of Meira miltonrushii, 3341 nucleotides long. RefSeq lists its product as uncharacterized. Bases 145 to 3213 code for a protein of 1022 amino acids. Gene Ontology annotation, molecular function: structural constituent of nuclear pore. The transcript has a single exon. Gene Ontology annotation, biological process: protein import into nucleus; ribosomal small subunit export from nucleus; mRNA export from nucleus. Gene Ontology annotation, cellular component: nuclear pore. The record is from RefSeq and is a predicted model, not a curated record. NCBI's taxonomy places the organism in Eukaryota, Fungi, Basidiomycota, Exobasidiomycetes, Exobasidiales, Brachybasidiaceae.
GUCUGAAGAGGUUCGAGAAGGCGUACUUUUCCUCAGGACGUGUGAACAGCAGCUAGCGCGAAGAGAUUAACAGAUUGACACUCAUUUGCAUUCUUCCUUUUCUGAACAAACCAUCACAUCAUCUACAAGCUUUCGAUCGUCGAUAUGGUCAUCUCGGGUGAUGCUUCGCCAGAAGUAUUGGCGGAUGACUCAAGCUGGCUAGAUACCUUACCGGAUCAUCCAAUCUUCACAGCUCCCACCAAUCACUCUGCAAAAGGGAAGACGCAAGAUGAUUUCUUGGCUGAGCGUACAUGCAUGGCAAUACGCAAUGUAGACGUCCUGGUAUCGCACGGUAGAGAAUUGCGAAUGGCAAGCUUAUUAGAUUCCAAAUACAGAUCAUCCAAUGGCACCUCUUCUUCAACACACUUGAACCAGUCAUCAUAUAAACACCUGAUUUCACCUGCCUUGGACUUUGAUAUCGAACGUCUAAUUAUCAACCCUACAGGCAAACUUCUCGCUGCUGUUGGCUCGCAUAAGGUCGCAGUUGUAUUCUUGCCACGACCGGGUGGCCUAAGCAAAGGGGCGUCGGUCAGGGAAACCACAAGUGCACCAUCUCAGCCGACUGGCUUACGGGUCAAAGCAGCAAUCGUAGGCUCGUUUUAUCAUCAUGAUCGAAUCGGUGGAAAGAUGCGUUUAGCGGACGUACGAUGGCAUCCAUGGGGUGAAAUGGGAAGUUCUCUAAUGAUCAUGACGAAAGACGGUAUAUUACGAGAGUAUAACGUCUCUCUAGAUGUGGAAGAGCCAGCUCAAACAGUCUCUCUACUUCCUGGACAAGCAAACUUGAAUGAUCAUUUUCUUUCAAAAUUCAAACGUAUGAGCUCACGUUCACGAUCACAAACUCCUGCCGCUGCUGCUGCUCUAGCGCGAUCGAGGCGUAGCACUUCACGACUAGCUUUCGAUGAUGAUGGGUCUGCAUCUGAUAAUGGUCAAUUAGAUGACGACCUUGCAGAUGAAAGCUUUCAUACAGCGUCUGGCUCCAUUCGUACUGUGGGAGGACAGGGAAGAACAGCCGUAGCAUUCACUCUUGGAAUUGAUAUGCGAAAUCUAUCUGAUGCGAAUGGUAUGGACACUUUAUUCUUGGAUCAAGAAACCGGCAUCAGUCCUGAUUGGACUCCACUUACCAUCUUUACACUCUGCACGAACGGCGACAUUUAUGCUCUUUGCCCAUUUAUGCCAAAGAAUGCAUCCAUACCAUCCUCUUACUUGCAUUCGCUGUCUUCUUAUGUGAAGCUAUCAAGACCAGAUUCCGUCUUUUCCGGAUCGGGAGAUGAAGGCGAUCUACAAAUUCGUUUCGUGACCUCGCUUUUGAAACAGGCCAGCUCUCAACAUCAAUCUCACCAAUUCAGCGCCUCACCUCAAAGGGCAAGAUCAGCUACACCAAUGAAUCUUGACACCUCGAGAGCUGGAACGGUGGAGCCGGAAGACUCCACAGGAGAUUUAGGGCUGGUCAGUGUACAAGCACCAAGUUCAAUGGUCAUUCCAGCUCAGCCUCAACCACAAGGACCAUUCUUGCUGGCGCCUGCACCGCAUGAACUAAGCGAAGAGAGGGAAUCGCGAGGCGCAGAUCUCUUCUAUACCCGGAUUGCGAGUAAAGGCGAAGGAGUUGGUAUUAUAGGUAUCGCUUCCGAUGAUGGCCGGAUCGAUCUAUGCCUCUCAAUCGAAUCAAUUUUGCCGAAAUGGGCAAGCUCUAAGAAAAACUCGAAGAGCAAUCGCAAAUCCGCGCCAGUCAAGUCUGGACGUUAUGCACUUUCAGAUUCAGAUUCAGAUGAAACCAACUCAGAUGAGGGGGAGGGAAACGCGGAACGACUGCCAAUGUUAUUUGUCUAUGAAUCGAUCGACUUGGGAAUCUUGAGCGCUUUGAAAGACGUGCAAGAUUUCGAACAUGCUUUGCGCUCCAAUCCUGUUCGAUUCGUUUUGGAUCCUCUGUACUCCGACUUUAUCUACGUUCAUCACCUUACUGGCGCACAUGUCAUCGGUAUAAGCCGGUGGAGCAAUCAAAUCGCGCAGGCACUGAAUUCGGACAGCAGUACCACCGAUGUGGCUUCUUCGCUUGAGCGACUUUUGCAUCACAAGAUUCCGUCAGACGUUGCAUGUAUUGUGAAUACUGUUCCUACUGCAGGUAUAUUGUCUUACGAAGCGGCACUCAAUCCGAUUUGCAGUGUUUGCAUCGUUAGCGAUAUUUACCUUUGCUAUUCCUUUUUGGCAUUGGCACAUUCUGGAAAAUUGGUUGCUCGUGAGUCGAAUCUUCGGGUUGAAGAUACUUUCCAAGACGCCGAAGAGGGCUUUGGCGGGGACGUUUCAAGAGCUUUUGGCAAUGACUUGAAACUGGAAGAUCUUUCUCAGGAGCAAUCCAAGAAAUACUUCACAUCACUUUUGGGAGAAGAUCCUUUUACGAUUCCAGAACCAUUUACAUCGCUUCGUAAUUUACCCGUCCAACCUCGCUUUGCACUGGGUGACAGCAUGAAAGGGGAAAAGGGCAAAAGUGAGGUUCGCGUUUCGCCAGAGAGUUUACGUACACUCGCAACUACCGUUCAAUCAUUACGAGGACAAAUGAGAGAAAUUGUAAAGGGCGGUAAUAUCGUUCAAUCGAGACUGGAGCUUCAAUUAGAGGAAUUGAAAAGGCAAUUGAACAAGCUAGAUGUUGUAGCAAAGUGGAUUGAAAAGAGAAAGGGAGAGAAACAAAACGGCGGUAAAUCAACAACGAUCGAAGAUCGAAUGCAACGUAUCCUUGAGCGUCAAACAUCUCUAGAGCGCAAAAGCGAUCGACUUUUACAAAAAUUGAUGGAAAGUCAUUCUCCUGGAUUGAGCGUGUAUGAGCAACGUUGGUUGAGCGAGAUGACCAAAAUGAAAAAAGAGCUUGGUGAAAAGAUCAAGACAAGUUCAAAAGAUGCAGAUGAUGAUGACGAUGAAGGAUCGACAGAUCUAAGUGCACAUAUUCAAGCUUUGAGACAUAAGUUGGAUACUCUCAAGCCUGAUCUUGAGCAUUCAUCCGCUUCACUUCGACAUCAAUUCGAGCUGGCAUCAUCUAGAUCGUUUGGCGUCAAUCAAUUACAAGAAAUUGAAGUGAAGAUAGCACGAGAGCAAGAAUUAUUGACAGUCAGCAAAGACAAGAUCUCCAACCUCAACGCACUUGUUCAACGUCAAAUCCGGGCAAAUUCCCGAGCGAUUGUAUAAUAUCACACUUUUAUCAAAUCAAUGAUGAGAUCAAUGAAAUCUUAUUCCAGACAUUUUGAGAAAAUUCGGACGAUAAAAAUAAAAACGAAACUAUGAGAUGAGAGAGGAAGAAUAAAAUGAUGUAAUGA